GCAAAGAGAUAUAUAUUUUGGUGAAAAAUAUGAUAAGUACUACACCUCAUUCUAUUUGGGUGUGGAUGAUGACGGUGGUAAUGUCAGUGUUGAUGAAUGAAAUGUGUUGUCGUGGGUGUUGGGAGCAAGAGAGGAUAGCUUUGCUGCAUCUCAAAGCUUCCAUCAACUACCCCAAUGGCAACUCUUUGCCUUCUUGGGUGGAUAAUAAAUCAUCCAAUUGUUGUCAAUGGGAAAGAGUUGAAUGCAGCAACACUUCAAGUCGAGUCAUUCAACUCUCUCUUAAUCGAACAAGAGAUUGGGAAUCUAGAAAAGAUUGGUAUUUCAAUGCUUCUCUGUUUCUUCCCUUUAAAGAGAUCAAGACUCUUGAAUUAAGUAGAAAUGCAUUAGUCAAUUGGGCUGAGAAUGAAGGUUUUGAGAAACUUUCUACGUUGACGAAUCUUGAAGUUCUUGAUUUAAGUUUCAACUGGAUCAAUAAUUCCAAAAUUCUAGAAUUUAUUGGUGAAAUUUCAUCUUUAAAGUCUCUAAAUCUUGGAGAUAAUAGCUUGGGAAGCUCGGUUGACUUGACAAGUUUCGAAAAACUUUCUAUAUUGACCAAUCUUGAAAUUCUUGAUUUGAGUUAUAAUUGGAUCAAUAACUCCAAAAUUCUAGAAUUUAUUAGUGGAAUUCCAUUUUUAAAGUUUCUAAAUCUUGGAGGAAAUAGAUUGGGAAGCUCGGUUGAUUUGACAAGUUUCAAAAAAUUUUCUACAUUGACCAAUCUUGAAGUUCUCGAUUUGAGUUUCAAUUUGAUUGAUAAUUCCGAAAUUUUAGAAUUUAUUAGUGGAAUUUCCUCUUUAAAGUCUCUAAAUCUUGGAGGUUGCUUAAGCUCGGUUAAUUUCACAAGUUUCAAAAAAUUUUCUACGUUGACCAAUCUUGAAGUUCUUGAUUUAGGUUCCAACAACAUCAAUAACUCUAAGAUUCUAGAAUUUAUUAAUGGAAUUUCAUCUUUAAAGUCUCUAAAUCUUAGAGGUAAUAGCUUGGGAAGCUCAGUUGAUUUGACAAGUAAGUUAAAGUAAUUUUUUGUAAUAUUAAAUAUUUUUUCAAUGAAA
Molecule: messenger RNA, 1085 nt
Organism: Diospyros lotus (date-plum)
Lineage: Eukaryota; Viridiplantae; Streptophyta; Magnoliopsida; Ericales; Ebenaceae
Product: putative receptor-like protein 8
Exons: 5
Coding region: 30-1052 (340 amino acids)
Molecular function (GO): protein binding
Source: RefSeq, a predicted model, not a curated record